This is a messenger RNA of Zootermopsis nevadensis, 1576 nucleotides long. The record is from RefSeq and is a predicted model, not a curated record. Lineage: Eukaryota; Metazoa; Arthropoda; Insecta; Blattodea; Termopsidae.
AAACAAAGAUGUCUAAAAUAUUCACUCCUACCAACCAAAUCAGAUUAACAAAUGUAGCAGUAGUUCGAAUGAAAAAAGGAGGCAAGAGAUUUGAAAUAGCAUGUUAUAGGAAUAAAGUUGUAUCUUGGAGAAAUAACAUAGAAACUGAUAUUGAUGAGGUGCUGCAGACGCAUACUGUGUUUACAAAUGUAUCAAAGGGUCAGGUAGCUAAAAAGGAAGAUCUUAUUAAAGCUUUUGGGAAGGAUGAUCAAACAGAUGUCUGUAAGGAAAUUCUAACAAAGGGUGAGCUUCAGGUAUCUGACAAGGAAAGGCAGUCACAAUUUGAAUUGCUAUUCAAGGACAUUGCGACAACAGUUGCAGACAAGUGUGUAAAUCCUGAAACAAAGAGACCUUAUCCUGUGUCUAUGAUUGAAAAGGCUAUGAAGGAUGCCCAUAUUUCUGUGAAACCAAACAGAAUACCUCUGAUGCAGGCACUGGAUGUAAUACCAUUAUUGAAAGCAACCAUGCCAUUGGAGCGAGCCCAGAUGAAAAUACGUGCAGUGCUGUCAGGAAGAGACGCUCGCAAACUUCGGGAUAAGGUUGCAAAACUAGCCACCAGCCUUGAAAGUGAAGACUGGGAUGGUGGAAAGCUAAAUCUGGUUUGUUUGAUAGACCCUGGCCAUUACCGAGAAGUAGAUGAAAUUGUGCGUUCUGAAACCAAAGGACAUGGACUCUUGGAACUGAUGAGCCUUAAAGAAGUAACUGAAGGUGAAGAGUUACUGGAAUGACAAAUAGUAGAAUAUGUUACUUUCAACAGUAAUUAAUUGUAAUAUAAGUUCUUGGCAACAUGGAUAUUAUUUUGCACAGUGAAUAAAUACUGUACAUGUACUGACAAUAUCUGUCUGUCUGUUUACAUAAUUUUUAACAAAUACAACAAAUGGUCUAUGACUAUAAAACUUGGUCACUUAAAAAAUAAUAUAUACACAAAAAGAUAAUGGAAGUUGUUACUACAUCAGUCACUAGAUUUGCUACAUGUCACAAGAAAUAGCAAUUCUUAUCUUUUUGAGAGGAGCUCUACAUCAGGUCUUGGUAUAUAGAUAGAUUCAUUUUUCUUAUCAAUCUUGCAUGCAUAUCUUGAUAUCGUCAACAAGAAAUCUGACAGCCUGCAAUGGUAAGACAUGUAAUACAUGAAAUUAUAAACAUCCUAACUUAAUUUCAAACGCACACAAACAUAUAUACAUGGCAUAGGAGUUGGCAGCCCUUUCAUUAGCAGAGACCACAAUGGCAGUUCAUAUCUUUGUCGAGGGCCACAUAAAUAAAUUAAUAAUGUUGUGGGCGGUAAGCAAAACUGUAUUUCUUUAACUUAAAAACUAUAGCUCGUGUUCACUUUAAAACACGUAACAACUUUAUUUUUCCAUACGACUUUGUUUACUGUUGCAAAGACGUGUUUCUUAGCUUUCAGGCAUUUCUGAUUUCAAGCCACUGUUAAUUUUCUAAAACUUCAUCAUUAACGCCACAGUAAUUUUCAUAUAAUUUUGUUCAGUUUCGCAUGGUCGAACAAUGCACCUUUUUUGUAAUAAAAGGCCUACAUCUACAA